Molecule: messenger RNA, 687 nt
Organism: Protopolystoma xenopodis
Lineage: Eukaryota; Metazoa; Platyhelminthes; Monogenea; Polystomatidea; Polystomatidae
Source: the annotation of a GenBank genome assembly
AUGGGUAAAGACGACGAGUCAUGCUUCAAAGAGACCGUCGUGCUCGGUCUGUACGGCGGUCAGCCGAGACGCCAGAUCGCCUCGCAAACUGGCCAGUUGGUGGCUGGUUCCUCGACGUCCAGGUCGGCCGAGUGUUCGGUUUUCGCUGCCCCGACGACGAUUGCUCCCAACCUGAUAGAUCCAUUUGAAGAUGCCGAGUUCAUGCUGCGAGACUACGAUUCACUUGAUGAACUGGACUUUAUCGACGCCAACCAGUCGGCGGUACACGAGCCGACGAGUCAGUUGGUGCCAGUCCAUCCGCCUCGUCUUCGAGGCGCCGACUUCAAGACUGCCGACUCUUGUCUGGCGGCCAGGCAACGUUUGGUGACGGUGGCUAAGACGACCGUGAAAGCUGGUGGAGGCGACGCAGGCGACGCAGGCGGCAGCAGCAGAAAGAGAAAAGAAGUGACGGCGAAAGCGGAAGUUGAAUUGACGAAGAGGAGGACGCAAACCGCCGUCAGGUUGAUCGACAGAAGCAAGUUCGACUUUCAGACGAACAGGCUGCUGGAGCCUGGCGAGGAGGCCGACUUCGAGAGGGAUGACAGCGUGGACUCGGGCACAAGCCUGUUCAGCUCGAAUUCGGUCAGCUCGAGUGCCUCGGACGCGAGCAGAAAUAAGCCUCAAAAAGGUAGACGUUUUGUGAUAUGA